AUGGUUGAAGCCACAGGAUUGUCUCACUUGACAGGGUGCAUGAUGCUGCAUUUAGACAUGGCUCUACUUUCGGCAUUUGUGGAGAGGUGGCAGCCGGACACAAACACCUUCCACAUGCCGUUUGGAGAGAUUUCGAUCCUUCUACACGAUGUGCAUCACAUUCUUCAGAUACCGGUUGACGGAGAGCUGAUGGGAGAUGAGGCGUCGCCGGAUACUCUUAAGUCAGACAUGGGUGGUCUAGUUCGACUUUCGGUGGAUGCUCAGGUUGGUGAGGGAUUUUUGGUGCAUGGGGGAGAGCUGAAGAUUAAGGAGAUGGAGGUUCAGUGUUACCUAUUUGUGUUACUGGGAUCCACGCUUUUUGUGGAUAAGAGUCGUGAUCGCCUUCGUCCUGCGAUCAACUUGUUUCUGAAGGAUCAUCGACGAUUGACUGAUUACGCUUGGGGAGCUGGUGCACUAGCCUAUCUCUACAGAUAG
Linum tenue is the source of this 474-nucleotide messenger RNA. The record is from the annotation of a GenBank genome assembly. NCBI's taxonomy places the organism in Eukaryota, Viridiplantae, Streptophyta, Magnoliopsida, Malpighiales, Linaceae.